Molecule: messenger RNA, 5258 nt
Organism: Maniola jurtina (meadow brown)
Lineage: Eukaryota; Metazoa; Arthropoda; Insecta; Lepidoptera; Nymphalidae
Product: protein phosphatase 1 regulatory subunit 12A
Exons: 8
Coding region: 132-4550 (1472 amino acids)
Biological process (GO): protein localization to ciliary inversin compartment
Cellular component (GO): ciliary inversin compartment
Molecular function (GO): protein binding
Source: RefSeq, a predicted model, not a curated record
UGGCCGCGGAGUUGGUAAGCCUCUCGAGGGUCAGUCGGAGCCAGGCGCCCUCCGCGCCCGCUCGUCGCGACUCGCCUCACUCACUACGACCCCCGACACAUGGCACGCAUGCCGCCUAACCCUCUUUUGUUAUGGAAAAGCGUGCAGUCAGCGGCCGGGGCGAACCCAUCCCGUCCAUCCUCAAAAAGCCUAAGAAAAGUCCCACAGGCGACCUCCUCGACAAAAGCUCUAAGAUCAAGCGGGAAAGGAACUCCAAAAAGGGUGAUGUAAACACCCCCCUGCCUCAGGGGUGCACGCCGCUUAUGUACGCCUGUCAGCAGGCCAACUAUAAGUCGGUUGUCGAUAUCCUCAACAAAGAUCCAUCAUCAGUGCGUAUUCGAGACCGUGGACUUCGCAGCGCGCUCCACUACUGCGCAUCGAGCAGUGCAGGUGUGAACCAAGCUGCGCGGGCGGCGUGUGCGGACCGCGUCCUCAUGGCUGCGCCGGCCUUAGCGGACGCGCGAGACGCCGAUGGACUCACACCCCUACAUCUGGCAGUUGUACACGGGAAUGUGCCGCUAGUGCAAACGUUGUUGGCUGCUGGUGCGGAUGUUAAUGCCAAGGACAACGAACAGCAUACAGUUGUGCAUUGGGCUACUGUUUGUGGUGAAGUGGGCGCACUGCGGGCAGUGCUGGCAGCCGGCGCGGACGCCGCCACGUCGGACCAGCACGGCGGCUACCCGCUGCACUACGCGGCGCAGAUGUGCGGAGCUCCCGCGGCUACCGACCAUCAGAGUAGAGGAGCAGCGUUAGAAGUUCUCCGCGCACUAGUGAGGGAGGGUGGUGCACGAGUGGACGUCCGGGAUGCGGACGGCCGCACGCCGCUGCUGUGGGCCGCCUCAGCUGGAUCUGCCGCCGCGGUGCUGGCGCUUCACCAGGCUGGCGCUAGUGUUGAUGACGCUGACAGAGAUGGGUUAACAGCGUUACACUGCGCAGCAGCUCGUGGGCAUACUGAAGCUUUAGAAACAUUAGUGGGACUUUGUGGAGCCCGUGUUGACGUUGCUGAUUCGCACGGAUGCACACCUUUACAUUACGCAGCGGCACUGGGGCAUGCGGACGCAACUUCAGCUUUGCUCAUCCAUGGAGCUGAUGCACAUCGACAGGACCGACGGGGAAGAAGUCCUGCACAUACUGCAGCCGCGAAAGGACAGAUAGAGACCGUCCGUAUACUGGGCGCAAGGGGGGCAAAUUUGUGGUUAAGGAAUUCUAAAGGAGAUUUACCAUUACAUGAAGCAGUAGCAUCAGGACGCAGAGAGUUAGUGAAAUGGUUGCUAGAUGGACGGCCAUCCCAAGUUAAUGCCACAAACCACGAAGGACGGACACCGUUACACAUCGCAGCUGCUACUGACAACGCCGAUCUUUGUCGUUUAUUACUAGAUCGUGGCGCCGAAGUUAAUCCAGUUGCGAGAUCAUCAAAGAAUGAAGCUUUAACACCUUUAGAUUGCGCGGCAAGCAGAGGUCACAGAUCAACUGCUAAGUAUUUGCAAAUGCACGGUGGCUUAACAGCUUCAAAACUUUCCAAUACACAAAUCGUUAUAGAUGGUGCUCAAAUAACUGGCCUACCAACUAGAAAAGUUACAAGUACAAAAAUUGAUGUACGUGAUCGAAUUAGAAUAGAAAAACGUGAGGUAGUAGAACUUUCGAGUCCAGUUUCAGACAAGCGUAAAAUAAUUAAACAAAGAAGUGAGGUUGAUUCAUUAAGUUCAUCGUCAGAUGAACGGAAAACUAAAAAAAAAUCACAAAGCGAAUAUACUAACCGGUAUCCUGAUCGAAGGAAAAGGUUAGCUGAAAAGCAAAAAAGUUUCAGUGAUGGGUACGACAGUGAAUUUGAAGGAUACGAAAAGCAUAAGGACUAUAAACAUAAAAUAAAGAGAGAUAUAAAAGAGAAAAAGAACAGAUCAAGAAGUGAACCUGGUAGACGAAGUAAAGAAAGUUCCAAACAACGUAGACAUUAUAGAUCUACCUCAGAAAGUUCAUCGGAUUCAUCAGAUCAUUCAAAAAAAAGAAAGAGUAAACGGCAUAGAAAACGCCAUAAAAGAAAAUCUACUACUUCUGAGAGUAGCUCAGAGUCAAGUGAACGGCAAAUAACAAAACGAAGAGGUAAGAAAACAUCAAUACACAUUGAACAUGAUGAUGAGAAACAGAAGGUUAAUAUUGUUAAAUAUAAAAAAAUAGAAACUCCACAGCAAAGCUCUGAAAUUGCAGAAAACGAUAAAGACAUAGUAAAAACAGAAAUUAUGCCAGUAAAUCAAGAUAUUGAACCCACUAAAGAUAGUCAAAUAAGUAAAAGCAAAACUCAUAGUGAAACGGAAACUGAUACUGUUUCUGUUAAAACAAAUAUGGUUAUAACAGAAGCUCAAAUACAUAUGGAACGUGAAUCAAGUCAACAUGGCAGUUCAGAAUUAACCGUUACUAUGGAUUCAUCAAAUAAUGUAUCCAUAGAAACUACAAAUUUGUCUGUUACACAUAAGGAUGGAAGUGAAAAUGUGGUGCACGAUGACGACAAACCAAAAGAAAAAGAAGCUGACUCUGAAUUGGUAAAAGAUGAAAUUGAAGUAAAGACCGAAGAAUCACCUUUAGAAACUACAACAACAGAAAAGGAAUUAGAAAGUCAAAUUGUAGCUACUGAUGAAAAAAGUGCACCCAAAAGUAUUGAUGCUUCAGAAGAAGUUAAGUCUGAACCCAGUUUAGAACCUGAACCUGAGACUGAAAAGAAAGAAUCUUCUGAGGAUAAACAUAAGGAAACUGAAACUCCAGACAAAGAAUCUACAGAUAAGGAGACUCAUGAAGAAAUAAUUGAAUCUUCUAAGGAAGGUAGUUUAGAAAAAGCACGAAAAACAUCAUUUAAAGUUUUGUCAGGUCCAGAUGAAAUUCAAGCUAAAGAUAAUGGAACCCAAGAGAUCAAAUCAAACUUAGAAACUACCAGUAACAAAUUAAUUGAGUCCCAAGAUAAAAGUCCCACUGUUUCUUUUUCUGAUAAGGAUGAGGUUUUCAAAAUAAAGGACACAGAUCCCUCUGAGCACUUAAUGGGGGAACAUGUAGAUCAUAAACAAGCUGUUGAAAAUGAAAGUGUAAAAAAAGAAACCUCCAUAACUGACAGCAAGGACAGCUUUGAAUCCACAGAAAAAGAAGUCAAUGAAGCAGCAACUGGCGAUGUAGCUGCAGCAGUCGAUAAAGGUAUUAUCAAAAUUUUGGAUGAUGGUAUUUCAAAUGAUAUGGCGCAACAAAGUUUUGAAGCGGAUGAUACCAAUUUGCCACUCGCACAAGCAUCCCCUCGACGAUCGAAAUCAUCAAAAGAUAGCCAAGGAAGCAGUAGAAAAAGUAGUAUUUAUGAAACUGAAAGUUAUAAAGUCCUCUCAGAUACUGUAGGAACAGUUGAGGCGGGCACAGGUAUAUUAAAAAAACCAAGUAUUGUAGAUGACGAACAAGAUCCGAAUUAUGAAAGCCUGCGUAGGGAUAGCUCAUUCGGUAGAAUUCCUAGUAUAAGUGAUAAUGAAAUUUACUAUAGUCAUUCAGAAGCAAAUGGAAGAAGAAAACGUUUUCGGAAAAAAGGUAGGACAAAAAGUCGGAUAACGAUAAGAUCAAAAAGUGAAAAUUCUGAAAGAGGUUAUGAAUCGAGUGGCUUAUUGGAUUCAGGUUUUGAACCAAGUCCAAGGCCAGUUCAGCGUUGCAUCAUGAGUCCAAGACUGAAUGCCUAUUACCAGCAAAGAAAGAGUGCAAAGGUUACGGGAGUGGCUGAUAGUAAAAUACCAGUGCGAAAGCCGGGGGACAAAAGAGCUGUCGAUAUGCGAUCUGUUACACAACGAAUACAAACAAAUAUGAGAAGAUAUUAUUGCGAGCGAAAAAUUUUUCAGCACUUGCUAGAACUUAAGCGUCUGCAAAUAAGAACAAGUAAAGCAAACGAAGCUGUGCUAGUCAAACGAGCCAUAGAUGAAUACAACAAAUCAAGUUUGGCUCAAGUUGGUUUAGGUCCUUACAACAAUACGGAGUAUUCAUUUAGUAGUUUUGAAAAAUUUCUUUACAAUAGCCUAAGGAAGUUACAAAAGAGUGGGAAGAAGCAAUUAGAUAAUUUACCAGAGAAACCUAUAGAUUUUGACUAUGGAGAGAGUGAGCUAUACAAAAUGAGUGCUAUACCAGAUAACCCUUGUCUAUGUACGAGCAAGACACAUCGCUGUUUUCAUGCUGUACAUGCAUACACUGGAAUUCCGUGUUCUGCUUACAUUCCUUACAAAUGGAAUCACCAUACGAUGCCUAAACCAGCAACAGCAGUACCAACAGUUAAAUCGAAAGGCUUUCUGCCUAAAAUCCAUUCUAAACCACCUUCGGGAAAAGCUCACGUCACGUUAGAAGUAUCGCACGGCACAGAAAAGCAGUUGAUAGCAUUGCCAGCUGAAAAACUGGAUAGAAAUAAAAAAUAUUAUGUAACAUUUACUGUAAAAGGUUCUGAACCACCAUCGGAUAAUGAUAAUGCGUCACCAAAACCGUCUACCAAGGCUGUUAGAAGUGGCUAGGUAGCUUUUAAAUAUUUUGGUCAUUGAUAUUGAAACCUUUUGUUUGAAGCAAGAAAUACCUAAAUGUAAUAAAAAAGCUUUGAAAAGCAAGGCUAUAUUAUGAUGAACGAUGAAUUGUAGUUACCUAUUACACUGAGAUUAUAUUAUAAUUAUUAUUCUUUAGUUACUUAUCACUGCCAUUUUGUAAAUGCUUAUCAAAAUACGUGGCUUAUACAAUAGUCGAAUUGUGAUAAAAUUAGUUUGAAUAAUAAUAUUAUUUACUAUGAUAACUACUAUUAUAUGCCACCCAGAAUUCAAGAAAUAUAUUACAUAUUUUUGUAUUUUUAUCUUAAAGGAAAAUAAAAUCAAUAUUUAUUUAGAUUUAGAUGUUAAACAAAGGGGAAGCAGCAUACUGACUAUUGUAAUUUUAACUAUUUAUGAGUUGUAUUCUAUGGUUCUUCAAUUAGUUAAAAAAUAAUUUAGUGUCUUCCCACAAAGAAGAUGAUCAUCAGUAUGGCGAAGAAUAUGUAUUAAGUCUAUUUUAUUAAUGUGCAACGAUGAUAUAAUAAUAUUAUUAUGAACAUCGAUAUUAACAUUUUUAGUAGGUAGAUAAGGACAAAGUUGCCCCAUAUUAUAAACAAUUUUUAAUGCAUAAAUGAAAGCAUUGUCUUUCGGUGAAUUUAUAAUAUAAUUACGAAAUUAUAUGAGAUUAAUAUGUAUUAGACGAAU